UGAUUAUAUUACAAAUAGUGUUAGCAUUCUGUUAAUUAAUACACAUUAGUAUUAUUUUAUACAGGUUAUGUGUACGAUUGUUAUAUAAUUUGUCAACUGCCUAUAGCUUUCAUAAGGCUGCCAACUUUUCAAAUAUAUUUCAGGUAUAUUAUGCUGCGACAAUCUUUAACAAAGGUAUUAAAUGGGGCUCAACUCAGCCCCAAACAUAUCGCUCUUAUUACAAGAUCUGCCAGCGAUCAGGCUGCUAAAAAGCCUGAAAAAAUUGAAGUAUUUAUUGAUGAUAUUCCAGUUCAAGUAGAGCCAGGAACAACAGUACUACAGGCUGCAGCAUUAGUCGGAGUAGAAAUUCCACGUUUUUGUUAUCAUGAAAGAUUGGCAGUCGCUGGUAAUUGCAGAAUGUGUUUGGUUGAAGUUGAAAAGAGUCCAAAACCAGUAGCUGCAUGCGCUAUGCCUGUAAUGAAAGGUUGGCGCAUAAAGACAGACUCAGAAUUAACCAAAAAAGCUAGAGAGGGAAUAAUGGAAUUUUUAUUAGUAAACCAUCCAUUAGAUUGUCCUAUUUGUGAUCAAGGUGGGGAAUGUGAUUUGCAAGAUCAGAGUAUGGCUUUUGGAUCUGAUAGAUCUAGGUUUACUGACAUUGAUCACUCUGGAAAAAGGGCUGUAGAAGAUAAAGAUAUAGGUCCUCUCAUAAAAACAAUUAUGACAAGAUGUAUUCAUUGCACCAGAUGCAUCAGAUUUGCUUCAGAAGUAGCUGGUGUAGAUGAUUUAGGAACAACCGGAAGAGGAAAUGAUAUGCAAGUUGGAACUUACGUGGAAAAAAUGUUUCUUUCUGAACUCUCUGGAAAUAUAAUAGAUUUAUGUCCAGUAGGAGCACUCACAAGCAAACCAUAUAGUUUUACAGCUAGACCAUGGGAAAUAAGAAAAAUCGAUUCUAUCGACGUGCUAGAUGCUGUAGGUUCAAACAUUGUUGUUUCUACUCGAACUGGAGAAGUUAUGAGAAUUAUGCCAAGAGUUAAUGAGGAAAUCAACGAAGAAUGGUUACCGGACAAAUCUAGAUUUUCCUACGAUGGAUUAAAAAGGCAACGACUUGUGACACCAAUGUUGAGAGAUAGCAAGGGAGAAUUAAAACCUGUUGAUUGGGAAGUAGCUUUACUUACAGUUGCUAAGCAAAUUAAAAAUGCAGGUUCUAGUAUUGGAGCAAUAGCUGGAGGUUUGGCAGACGCAGAAGUACUUGUGGCAGUGAAAGAUUUGCUUAAUAGAGUGGGUUCAGAAGCUUUAUGUACUGAACAUACUUUUCCCUUAGAUGGUUCAGGAACUGAUCUUCGAUCAAGCUAUUUAUUAAAUAAUAAGAUAGCCGGUGCUGAAGAAGCAGAUUUUGUUCUUUUGAUUGGUACAAAUCCAAGACUUGAAGCACCUUUGUUGAACUCUAGGCUUAGAAAAGGAUAUGUUCAUAAUGAGCUUGAUGUAGCAUUAAUUGGUCCAAAAGUUGAUCUGCGAUAUAAAUAUGCCCAUCUAGGUGAUUCUCCCAGUAUUUUGCAACAAUUAGUGAGUGGGCAGCAUGAAGUCAGUAAGAAAUUAAAAUCUGCAAAGAAACCACUAAUUAUUGUAGGAUCAGAAGUGUUAGAAAGAGUAGACGGGGGUGCUAUUUUAUCUGCUGUUCAGAAACUUUCAGCUAGUACAAGCCCUGAAGUAGAAAAUUGGAAAGUAUUAAAUGUUUUACACAAAGUUGCAAGUCAGGUUGCUGCAUUGGAUAUUGGAUACACCCCAGGAGUUGAUAAAAUUAGGGAACUCAACCCUAAGGUAUUACUUCUGCUGGGCGCAGAUGAAGCAUCAAUUGAAAAAUCAGAUUUACCUAAUGAUGGCUUCAUUAUUUAUUUGGGACAUCACGGUGACCACGGAGCAGCUGUGGCAGAUGCCAUCUUACCAGGGGCGGCCUACACAGAAAAACAAGCUACAUAUGUAAAUACUGAAGGCAGAGCACAACAAACCCUCGUCGCCGUGUCGCCUCCUGGCAGGGCCAGAGAAGACUGGAAAAUAAUCAGAGCCCUUUCUGAAAUCGUUGGAGCAACGCUGCCUUACGACAACUUGAACGAAAUUAGAGACAGACUUGAUGAAGUUGCGCCUCAUUUAACUCGAUACGGAGCAGCCGAAAAUGCGAAUUUCUUCAAACAAGCCGAAGCUUUAUCCAAGAGUAUUAAAACGCAGAUCGACAACACACCCUUUGACGUUAAAUUGAAAGAAUUACAGGACUAUUAUAUGACAGAUUCUAUAAGUCGGGCUUCACCAACAAUGGCAAAGUGUGUCCAAGCUGUGCUGAAACAGAAGCAAUCUAAAUAUUAACUGAUUAUUAGUGAAAUUUUAAAAUAUUGGAAGAAGUUUAAAUAGGCAUACAAAAUCAUCUUUUUAUUUAUAAGUUAAGACUGUACAUUGUUAAAAACUUAAUAAUAUAUCUUCUAUUGUACACGG
This is a messenger RNA of Sitophilus oryzae (rice weevil), 2463 nucleotides long. It is a transcript of the gene ND-75, whose product is annotated as NADH-ubiquinone oxidoreductase 75 kDa subunit, mitochondrial. The transcript has 11 exons. The record is from RefSeq and is a predicted model, not a curated record. Gene Ontology annotation, biological process: ATP synthesis coupled electron transport. Lineage: Eukaryota; Metazoa; Arthropoda; Insecta; Coleoptera; Curculionidae. Bases 151 to 2337 code for a protein of 728 amino acids. Gene Ontology annotation, molecular function: NADH dehydrogenase (ubiquinone) activity; iron-sulfur cluster binding. Gene Ontology annotation, cellular component: membrane.